Messenger RNA from Equus quagga, 1402 nucleotides. It is a transcript of the gene CPA5, whose product is annotated as carboxypeptidase A5. Gene Ontology annotation, molecular function: zinc ion binding; metallocarboxypeptidase activity. The record is from RefSeq and is a predicted model, not a curated record. The transcript has 11 exons. Bases 1 to 1311 code for a protein of 436 amino acids. Lineage: Eukaryota; Metazoa; Chordata; Mammalia; Perissodactyla; Equidae. Gene Ontology annotation, biological process: proteolysis.
AUGCAGGGCACCCACAGAGGAGGCGUGGGCCCUGGGCUGUCCCCUGUGGACAGCCGGACGCUUCUGGUCUGCAGCUUUAUCCUGGCAGCAGCUUUGGGCCAAAUGAAUUUCACAGGAGACCAGGUUCUUCGAGUCUUGGCCAAAAAUGAGAAGGAGCUUUCACUUCUCAAGGAGCUGGAAGGCCUGAAGCCCCAGAAGGUGGACUUCUGGCGAGGCCCAGCCAGGCCCAGCCUCCCUGUGGAUAUGAGAGUUCCUUUCUCUGAACUGACAGACGUCAAAGCUUAUCUGGGAUCUCACGGCCUUGCUUACAGCAUCAUGAUAAAGGACGUCCAGGUGCUGCUGGAUGAGGAGAGAGAAGCCAUGGCGAAAUCCCGCCGGCUGGAGCGCAGCACCAAUAGCUUCAGUUACUCCUCCUACCACACCCUGGAGGAGAUAUAUAGCUGGAUCGACAACUUUGUAACUGAGCAUUCAGAUAUUGUCUCAAAAAUUCGGAUUGGCCACAGCUUUGAAAAUCGGUCCAUUCUUGUCCUGAAGUUCAGCACUGGAGGUUCUCAGCGCGGGGCCAUCUGGAUUGACACUGGAAUUCACUCCCGGGAGUGGAUCACCCAUGCCACUGGCAUCUGGACUGCCAAGAAGAUUGUCAGUGAAUAUGGCAAAGACCGCAGCCUGACGAACAUAUUGAACGCCAUGGACAUCUUCAUGGAGAUCGUCACCAACCCCGAUGGGUUUGCUUUUACCCACAGCAUGAACCGCUUGUGGCGGAAGAACAAGUCCACCAGACCUGGAAGUUUCUGCAUUGGUGUGGACCUUAACAGGAACUGGAAGUCAGGUUUCGGAGGAAAUGGUUCUAACAACAACCCCUGCUCAGAGACUUAUCGUGGGCCCUCCCCUCAGUCAGAGCCAGAGGUGGCUGCCAUUGUGGACUUCAUCACGGCCCAUGGGAACAUCAAGGCUCUGAUCUCCAUCCACAGCUACUCUCAGAUGCUCAUGUACCCUUAUGGCCACUCACUGGAGCCUGUUUCAAACCAGAAGGAGCUGUCCAAACUUGCCAAGGACGCGGUACGGGCCCUAUCUGAGGUCCAUGGGAUCCAGUACAUCUAUGGCAGCAUCAGCACCACCCUCUAUGUGGCCAGCGGGAUCACCGUGGACUGGGCCUAUGACAACGGUAUCAAGUACUCCUUCAGCUUCGAACUCCGGGAUACUGGGCACUAUGGCUUCCUGCUGCCGGCCUCGCAGAUCAUCCCCACGGCCCAGGAGACAUGGAUGGCGAUUCGGACCAUCAUGGAGCACACUCAGAACCACACCUACUAGCAACGCUACAGAUCGGGAGGGUUUGUCCUCCUCCCCAAGGCCCGGGGUCCCUCCUGAAACCCAAGUUAUGCAUUCCCUUGCCCACCCCCCU